Galendromus occidentalis (western predatory mite) is the source of this 1878-nucleotide messenger RNA. RefSeq names its product 2-aminomuconic semialdehyde dehydrogenase. NCBI's taxonomy places the organism in Eukaryota, Metazoa, Arthropoda, Arachnida, Mesostigmata, Phytoseiidae. The record is from RefSeq and is a predicted model, not a curated record. Gene Ontology annotation, molecular function: oxidoreductase activity, acting on the aldehyde or oxo group of donors, NAD or NADP as acceptor. The transcript is spliced from 8 exons. Bases 78 to 1532 code for a protein of 484 amino acids.
UCCUUGCCUGGAAUAACAAUCUUCCUUCAGUCCUGCCUUCCUGCCUACUCGCUCGCUCGUCUCCGGAGACACUUGACAUGUCGCUCAUCGAGAAUUUCAUCGACGGGAAGUUUGUCCCAAGCGAUGACUACUUGCCGAACAUCGACCCGGCCACCGGUCAGGUCUACGGUCGAAUCGCCAACUCUACGAAAGAGGACACGCUGAUGGCGAUCGACGCGGCCAAGCGUGCGCAACCAUUAUGGCUCGCGAAGACAAUGUCGGAGAGGGCAUCGAUCCUGAGACGCGUGGCUGAUCUUCUCGAGCAGAAAAUCGAUGAAUUCGCCAACGCCGAGUCCCGAGAUCAAGGGAAACCUGUUUGGCUCGCUGAAAAUGUCGACAUUCCGAGAGCAGUUCACAACUUCCGUCAUUUCGCCAAUAAUGCCGUCAACGAUCGAGAAUUAGCCGUGCCGCAGCCGCGAUCCCAGUUCCUGCAUUACACAACCAGGUCCCCGGUGGGCGUAGUGGGUAUCAUCACGCCAUGGAAUCUCCCUCUUUAUCUGCUCUCAUUCAAGUUGGCUCCAGCCCUAGUGUAUGGAAAUGCGGUCGUGGCGAAACCCUCGGAGCUCACAUCCAUGACGGCCUACAUGCUCGCAAAGCUCUUCGUUGAAGCGGGAUUGCCGGACGGAGUGUGCAAUUUCGUUUUCGGCAGAGGAGUCCCUGUCGGCGAAACACUUUGUACUCAUCCAGACGUGAGAGCGAUUUCCUUCACCGGCAGCACACUCGUCGGAACCAGAAUCGCUCAAAUUGCGGCUCCCAUGGCGAAGAAGUGCUCCCUCGAGAUGGGCGGUAAGAACGCGGCCAUCGUUUUCGCGGACGCCGAUCAACGGAAGUGCGUAAGAACCCUGCUACGAGCAUGCUUCCUCAACCAAGGUGAAAUUUGUCUCUGCACCAGUCGUAUCUUCGUCCAUGAAUCGAUUUACGAGACAUUUGUCGCCGAUUUCGUUCAGCAAACCCGGACAUUGAAAGUGGGACCGCCCUCCGAGAGGGACUCGUUCCUCGGAGCAUUGGUCUCUCGUGAGCAUCUGGAAAAAGUUCGCGGCUACGUCGAUCUGGCGGUCGAGGAAGGCGGGCGAAUGCUCGUCGGAGGAGCCGAGGCCGUCGAAGGUCUCGGUGACGAGCACAAGACCGGAUUUUUCAUGAAUCCCACCAUAUUCGAUGGCUUGGCGGCGGAUUCACGCUGUAUGCAGGAGGAGAUUUUCGGUCCGCUCGUAUGCGUCGCACCGUUCCGUGACGAGGCUGAAGUGAUCGAGAAAACUAAUUCCGUGGAAUUCGGUCUCUGCGCCAGCGUGUGGACAACCGAUGUGCGCCGAGUACACCGCAUUGCCGGAAAACUUGAUGUCGGGACCGUGUGGUUCAAUUGCUGGCUGGUUCGCCACUUGCACAUGCCUUUCGGUGGCACCAAAAUGUCGGGGCUUGGCCGUGAAGGAACGGACGCGUCUCGUGACUUCUACACCGAGUGUAAGACAGUAUGUGUCGAUUUCAACGAAAUCUAGAGCGGAUCGCCGAAGGCUUGCGUUGCCAAAAAGAACCGUUCUGACCGGGCGAGCGAGCGAGCGAGCAAGCAAGCGGGAGGAUCCGUGAGAUGCCAACGACAGGACGGACAGGAGAGGAUAGACAAAAAUGUCACAAGGAUCAAGGUCGCAUAGCUCACAUAGCUGCAUUGAAGCCUUUCGUCGCUUUCCAUAUAAAUAGCCAUGCGAAUAGACUGAGGUGAGGAAGCGGGACCGGGGAAGAGCUCUAUUUGUAUGCAAAUAAUUUCAGCUAGCGCAAAUGUCGUCCUUCUGCUAGCCGCCCUCAUUUCCCUCAGUUCUUCUAAUAAAUGGUAAUUAUCACCUCACC